CCACCAAAACCAGCUUUCUCUCUUUCAGUCAUGGCGAUCAAAUCCAAGCUUCCUUUGUGUUUCUUCCUCCUCUUUUUCUUCCUUUUAUUGGCAGCAUUGUCACCGGUUUAUUCACUGAAACUGCAAAGAGAUAACAAGCAAAAAGAAGGCAGCCGAGAGGAGGAGCAGCAGCAGGAGGAGCGACAUAAGAGUAACCCCUACUUCUUCGAUGAACAGAGAUUCAGCUCCCGGUUCAAGUCCGAAAAAGGCCACCUUAAGAUUCUCGAGAGGUUCUCUACCAGGUCAGAUCUUCUGAGUGGUUUAGAUAACUACCGCUUGGCCAUCCUGAAGGUCGAACCUAACACUUUCCUGAUCCCCCACCACUGGGAUGCAGAUGCUGUUGUCGUCGUUGUUAAGGGAAAGGCAACGAUCAAUUUGGUGCACAAUGAUAACAGGGAAUCCUAUAAUCUUGAGUGUGGAGAUGUAGCUAGGAUUCCUGCUGGAACGAUGGUCUACUUGAUGAACAGAGACGACAACGAAAACCUUCAGAUAGUCACACUCUUCAGGACCAUCUCAACUCCUGGCUACGUCUCGGAAUUCUUCAGCGCCAGCAGCGAAGAUGGGGAAUCAUUCUACACUGCAUUUAGUAAUGAAAUCUUGGAAGCCGCUCUAAAUACUCCAAAAGACAAACUAAAGAGGAUGUUGGAAGAGAAAAGGAAGGGAGUGAUGAGGGAGGCGUCAAAGGAACAGAUUAAGGCUAUGAGCGAGCAGGCUUCUUCAUCAUCAGAGGGUGGGCGUCGGUGGAGUAUACACAAAAGUGAGACGAGGGGCCCGUUCAACCUGUUUAAAAAACGCCCCAUCUAUUCUAACAGCUAUGGACAAAUCUACGAGGCCCAACCUAAUGACUACCAGCAGCUCAAAGACCUCGACGUCUCCGUCAUAUUUAGCAACAUCAGCCAGGGAGCAAUGCUAGCACCCUUGUACAACACGAGGUCGACCAGGAUAGCUUUUGUAGUGAAAGGGAAUGGAUGGUGGGAGAUGGCGUGCCCACACAUCUCCAGUCAGAGCCAGAGAGGAAGAGAAGGAGAAGGUGAUGGGGUACAGUAUGAGAAGGCUAGUUCACCUGUGUCUCCAAAUACAGGUUUCAUAAUUCCACUGGGGCAUGUGUUCACCGUCGUUGCUUCCGAAAAAGAGAAUUUGCAGAUAAUUGUAUUCGGGAUAAACGCCCAGGAUAACAAGAGGAACUUCGUCGCUGGGAAAGAACACAACGUGAUGAAGCAGAUGGACAAGGAGGCAAAGGAGCUGGCUUUCGACAUGUCAGAAGAGGAAGUGGAUGAAAUACUACUGAACAAUCAGGAGGAGUCGUUCUUUGUUCCUGGUCCCCAGAAGCAGAAGCAGAAGCAGCGCCACAAACACGAUAAUGGCGGACGACUGUUCUCCGUCUUGGAUUCUGUCGGUUUUUAGAUAAAUACACCUAUUACUACUACUGCUAUUACUAUUUUCUACGUACUAGAGUCUGGCGAGAGUGAGUAAACAUCAACUGUGAACUUUUUUGUAGAAAGAAAACAAAUGAGAGUUGUGUUUUCUUAGUUUUGCUCACCAUCUAUGUAUAAAAUAAUAAUGAAAUGAAGGCUCUUUUUGAUAGUUAA
This is a messenger RNA of Nelumbo nucifera (sacred lotus), 1628 nucleotides long. RefSeq names its product vicilin-like antimicrobial peptides 2-2. The record is from RefSeq and is a predicted model, not a curated record. NCBI's taxonomy places the organism in Eukaryota, Viridiplantae, Streptophyta, Magnoliopsida, Proteales, Nelumbonaceae.